UUCCUGUUUCCAGUUGCAGGCAUUCACAGGAGCGGGAUAUCGCUAGAGAUCCGGGCUCACUAUACGACGAACACAACCGGACACUUAGCAAUUAAAAUGGGAACCUUCGCUAAAGUGCUGCUGGCGAGUAUAUGCGUGGUUUACCUGGCUGUGAAGUGGAAUGCGCCCACCUUGGAUGCAGAAUCUCUCCGAGGGGCCAGGGUGUUGGUGACUGGGGCCAGUACAGGCAUCGGUGAACAAAUAGCGUAUCAUUACGCCCGCUUCGGAGCCCGAGUUGUUAUUACAGCAAGAAGGGAGAAAGUCUUACAGCAGGUGGCAGAGAACUGCACAAGAUUGGGAGCCCAAGAAGCGCUUUACAUAGCUGCCGACAUGAGCAGCGAGCAAGAUCCUGAAAAAGUGGUGGAGUUGGCGCUGGAAAAGCUUGGAGGGUUGGAUUAUCUGGUUCUCAACCACAUCGGCACGAGUCACUUCAGAAUGUGGGAUGGAGAUGUGGAGUACUUCAAGUGGCUGAUGAAGGUCAAUUUAUUCAGCUAUGUUCAGAUGGCUACGAAAGCUAUGGACGCGCUUGAGCAAAGUAAAGGAUCACUGGUGGUCAUUUCAUCACUUUUGGGCAAAGUGGCAAGUCCCUUUAUGGCACCAUAUUCAUCAACAAAAUCAGCCUUGAAUGGUUUCUUUAGGGCGCUCCACCAUGAGCUGUCAAUGAAGAAGAGCAACGUGUCCGUCACUAUAUGCACUCUUGGGUUCAUCGAUACUGAUGCCGCCAUGGACAAAGUCGGGAAACUCACUGAUGUGCCGGCGGCCUCUGCCACAGAUGCAGCCUUGAACAUUGUCACUUCAGGAGCUCUGAGAGAGGAAGAGCUCUUUUACCCUUGGAGCACCUACCUUGUGACUCUCACCAAAGACUGGUACCCUCCUAUCACGAACCAUAUCAUGCAGAGCAUAUUCAAGUAUGAACCAUGACAAAAAUAUGAUCCUCAAUAUUUUUGUAGAAUAGUGUAUUAGGGUCAUUUUAGAUUUUUUUAAAUGACAAAAUAUGAGCUGGGGUAUUCUUUAUUCCCACCAUUGCCUAAAUUGCCUUAAUUUUAAGAUAAUAUAUGUUUAUAUGUGUUUUACAAAUUCCCUAUUAUAAUCUCAGGGAAUAUAAACACUGCUGAAAAAAAACCUUGAUCCUCACAGUACAACACCUAGUCAGUUAAACUUCAGGGAUAUAAGUCUGUCCAUUAAGGAACCAAUAGUGAUUGUGAAUCAGUUUCACUGCUCUGGUGCAAACGGAAGUGACAACAGGUGCAAUGGAGAAGAAAAAAACUAAAUAACCCCCAAAACAGAAUGGUUUUACAUGUUGUGGCCACAGUCACUUGUUUUCUCCUUCUCCUUCCUGAAUGAGUCUUCGCUAGUUUUGUGUUCUGCUGGUGUCUGGCGGUAUCUGCAGCCCGAUCAGGUUGCACAGGUAGUCCUGCACCUCCAGAACGGCACGUCUAUACGUGCGGUCGCAAGGUUUACUGUGUCUCCCAGCACAGUGUCAAGAGCAUGGAGGAGACACCAGGGGACCGACUGUUGAGGAGAACUGGACAGGGCCGUAAAAGGGCAUCAACCCAGCAGCAGGACCGGUAACUGCUCCUUUGUGCGAGAGGGAACAGGAGGGGCACUGCAAGAGCCGUACAAAAUGACCUCCAGAUGACCAAACCGUCAGAAACAGACUCCAUGAGGUGGCAUGAGGGCCCGACAGCCUCUAGUGGGACCUGUACUCACCGCCCAGCACCAUGCAGCUCGAUUGGUAUUCGCCAGAAAACACUAGAAGGGGCAGGUCCACCAUUGGCGCCCCUUCUCUUUCCAUAUGAGAGCAGGUUCACGCUGAGCACAAGUGAAAAGUGUGAAAGAGUCUGGAGGCGCUGUGGUGAACGUUAUGCUGCCUGUAACAUCAUCCAGCACGACCGGUUGGGCGUUGGUUCAUUGAUGGUCUGGUGAGGCAUACCCUUGGAGGAUCGCACAGACCUCCAUGUUAUAGGCGACCUAAAUCCAAUUGAGAACCCAUCAAGUUCCGCCACACACUGUCCAGGAGCUCACUGACGUUGUAAUCCAGGUCUGGGAGGAGAUCCCUCAGGACUCCAUCGGUAGAAUCAUCAGGAGCAUGCCCAGAUGUAGUCAGGAGGCGAUACACACUACUGAGUCACUGAAUGAGUUACUGUGAUGAAAUUCACGCAAGUUGGAUAAGCCUGUAAUAUCCAUUUUUUGCUUACAUUUUCUAUACGGUCUUGAGUCCAGCCCUCAGUGGCUUCAUGAUUUUGGUUUCCAUGGACCGUUGUUACGUCAUUUUUCUCCUCAAUGUACAUCAGUAAAGAUGUUGAACUUGAAUAAUUCACUAGUCAAGAUCUGAUGUGUGAUUUAAGUGUUCCCUUCAUUUUUUUGAGCAGUGUAGAUUUUCUGUAAAUUUGUGAGCUUCUUUAAUGUUUCAAAAAUAUUACUCCCCCCUCAGCUCUUUUUUUAUACCAUAUAAUGGCCCUAAAGUACUGAUUUUUACAUAAUUUGUAUAAUGUAGCGAUAUUUUUUUGACAUGAGCAUGGGCACGUCUUCCUAUGACUGCUGUCGUCCACUUCCUAAAUGUAUCCGUUAUGUUGUGGUUGACCCAAAUUCUUUAUCUUUAACAAUUGAAAAAAAAAAAUCCUCACAGUUGAAUUGAUGAAGUUAAU
Molecule: messenger RNA, 2687 nt
Organism: Pleuronectes platessa (European plaice)
Lineage: Eukaryota; Metazoa; Chordata; Actinopteri; Pleuronectiformes; Pleuronectidae
Gene: hsd11b1la
Product: hydroxysteroid (11-beta) dehydrogenase 1-like a
Exons: 6
Coding region: 97-960 (287 amino acids)
Cellular component (GO): intracellular membrane-bounded organelle
Molecular function (GO): oxidoreductase activity
Source: RefSeq, a predicted model, not a curated record